Molecule: messenger RNA, 1460 nt
Organism: Aspergillus versicolor CBS 583.65
Lineage: Eukaryota; Fungi; Ascomycota; Eurotiomycetes; Eurotiales; Aspergillaceae
Exons: 2
Coding region: 389-1354 (321 amino acids)
Source: RefSeq, a predicted model, not a curated record
GCCCACUGCUGAUUCUGGCCAGUCAUGUCAGUAAUUCCAGUUCUUCCCGGAUUCCAUUGGCCAUUGAGAGCAGCAGCUGAGACCAAAUUUGAAACAAUCAGAAGCAAAUUCGCCAAACCAAGCAGGUCAAACCCUCUGGACGCGCCAGCCCCGUUGAUCGCUGCCAAUACGAGCCUCGACUGGAUGUGGCGACAGGCAACCAUGAAAGAGGAAUAAUCGGCGUCUUUACUCGCAUUGAAGUAUUUCGCCCGCCAAGCGCUGAUUUGCAGCCCGCUUCCAGGGUCUGGUGGAGCUGCCAUGGGAGGCGCAGCAGUCUUCGGUCAUAUAUAGGACUCUCCUCCACUUCAACCUGAACAUGCCUGAACAUGCUUACACUUCCACUGACAAAAUGCGACCACUGCUACUAUUGCAACCACUGCUUGUGGCUCUGAGCAGCCUCGCUGUCUCUGAGAACAUCGACUCCUUCGCUUCACCACCUGCUCUGCCCACCUCCAAGCCCUACACCCUCAACCUCUCCUGCGCACAAUGUGCCUUUGCAUACGGCGAGUGCGUCAACAGCGUCCAGCUGCCCUCAUUCCUGUCCAUCACAUUCCACACGCAAAACGACACCCUCCUCGCCAACGACAACGUCAUCUUCCCCACCCCAUUCCCCAUGGAAUUCAACGCCAAACGCACCACCGACAGCAACAUCGAAGACAGCGUGCCCGUCGCUUACGCCCUUGACGUCCAGCCCCUCCCCCACCAGCCCGACGCUGAGCUCAACGACCUCUACCGCCUCAAACUCACCCUCGUCGACAUGCAGGGCCGCACUGCAACAGAGAGUCCCGUCUCGCUAGGACUGGUGCGCGACGCAGACAGCAAUCUCAAGAUCAUCUCGGUGGAAGAGGGCCGUCCGCAUCGCAGAUUCCACCACACCCACGGUAACCAACGCGGCAGCUGGUGGGAUCUGGAGGCGUGGAAGUCGGCGUAUAUGAGGUAUCUGCAUAUGAUGACCAAGCCCAGACACUGCAGGGAUGGAUCGACCCGUGGGAAUGGGAAGGAUGGUGUACACGCGCACUGUCAUCGCCGCCAGCGUGUCUCGGACUGGGCCGGUGAUAGACAUUACAUGAGACAUCUGCGACCGGUUCUUCUCCCGGCUGUGAUGGGUAUGGUUGCUGGGAUUAUUGCCUGCGUUGCGGGAUUCAUUGUUGGCAAGGUUAUCGUGGCGACGUUCUAUUGCUUCCGCGAGCGCAGGGCAGGCGCUGGACGACACCCUGAGGUCUGGAUUGAGGCGGAUGAAACUGUGUCGGAGAAGGAGAGGCUGAUGGAGGAGGACAGGCUGAUGGAGGCUUACAGAUUGGAGGAGGAAGAUUGACGUUCUUUAUUCUUUUUUUACCUUUCUUUGGUGUUUACAUACAUAAACCAUACAUAGCGGCCUCGAAUUAAAAAGAACUACUUCAUGAUACAAGCACUCUGCACCU